AUGUCACCCAAAAAAUUCCGUACAAAAAAAAGGACAGUUGGAAAUAAAACUUUACGUCAACGUAUGAAAGAUCUAAAAAAGAAAAAAGGGUUAAAAUCUAUAUCGACUAGAAUAUACAUUCAACAAAUAAAAGAAACUGUUGAGUCUCAAUCUAAUAAUAUUAGUAUUACUGUGACAGAUGAUUCAAAUGAUAAAAUAGUGGAUUCUUUCUCGGCAAGUAUUAAAUUUACAUUUUUUUUAACAAUAUUUUAUUCAAAAACAGAAGUUCCUGUGGAAAUUGAAAAGGACAUUCAAGAGGUAGAUCAGAACACAUUUCCAAAAGUAACUGAGGCUGUUCACAAUGGUGAAGUUCCUGUGGAAAUUGAAAAGGACAUUCAAGAGCUAGAUCAGAACACAUUUCCAAAAGUAACUGAGGCUGUUCACAAUGGUGAAGUUCCUGUGGAAAUUGAAAAGGACAUUCAAGAGCUAGAUCAGAACACAUUUCCAAAAGUAACUGAGGCUGUUCACAAUGGUGAAGUUCCUGUGGAUAUUGAAAAGGACAUUCAAGAGCUAGAUCAGAACACAUUUCCAAAAGUAACUGAGGCUGUUCACAAUGGUAAAGUUCCUGAAGAAAUUGCGAUGGACAUUCAAGAGAUAGAUCAGAACACAUUUCCAAAAGUAGCAGAGUACAAUGUCAUUCCUGGGUCUGAUCCAGCUCUAUGGUCCAUAAACAAUUUUACUCAAGAUUAUUUUUGUAUUCAUGGUUUUUCUCAAAAUGUUUCCAGUAUGAAUUUUUCAAAGUCAAAAAGACCCUAUAUUAAAUCUCAAAAAGGUGUUAAAAAAACCUACUACAGGUAUUUUAAUUUAAGGUAUCUUCAGGUCACUUUAAAAAAUGGAGAAAAAUUGAAACGAGACUUUUUGAUGUACUCUGAGAGCAAAGGUGUUAUAUUUUGCGGUCCAUGUCUAUUAUUUGGUAACAAAUCAGUGUUUGCUACAACUGGUUUUUCUAAUUGGCAAAAGGCUGAGGAGCGUAUACUAGAACACUCAAAUUCUUCGAAUCACCGUUCAAAUAUCAUAAAGAUGAAAGAUCGUGGUAACAUACAUGGUCGGAUCGAUAACAAUCUUGUGACGCAAGUAGAACUCAACGUAUAUACUGGGUAA
Acyrthosiphon pisum (pea aphid) is the source of this 1140-nucleotide messenger RNA. RefSeq lists its product as uncharacterized. The record is from RefSeq and is a predicted model, not a curated record. Lineage: Eukaryota; Metazoa; Arthropoda; Insecta; Hemiptera; Aphididae. Bases 1 to 1140 code for a protein of 379 amino acids. The transcript is spliced from 8 exons.